This is a messenger RNA of Monodelphis domestica (gray short-tailed opossum), 12930 nucleotides long. RefSeq names its product versican (gene VCAN). The record is from RefSeq and is a predicted model, not a curated record. Gene Ontology annotation, biological process: positive regulation of neuroblast proliferation; skeletal system development; cell adhesion. Lineage: Eukaryota; Metazoa; Chordata; Mammalia; Didelphimorphia; Didelphidae. Gene Ontology annotation, molecular function: hyaluronic acid binding; calcium ion binding. Gene Ontology annotation, cellular component: perineuronal net; synapse.
ACUCUAGCUCCGGAACAGAAGGGCUCUUAGGCAGUGAGGGGAAAGCUGGAGUGAGUGAGGCUAGCAGGGUUUUUGUUUUUUUUUUCCCCCUCCUGUGUAAGGCAAGAUGUUACACUAAGUUGUUGAAUGGGGAGCGCUGCUCUUUCCCCAAGCCUAUUGGUACUUCUUGUCAGGAGGAAACCAGGAGAGGUGGGAGUGCCUGGGGAGGCAGGCGGCCCCUGCUGCAGGAGCCUGGAGCUGCCUGUCCUGCCCCCUCAGCCUGCUUUCCAGAAGACCUGGGCUCUAGUGACUGUGUCUGCAAAGCUCUUCUGGAGCCUGUGAAUGAACCCUCCUCCUCUCCUUCCUCCUCCUCCUUCUACUCGAGUUGAGUCUCCUCCUCAGCGCUGACGGUACAAUGAUAUAAUAAUGAUGGGUGUCACAGCCCGCAUUUGAACUUGCAGGCGAAGCUGCCUGGGAGCCUCUUUGAGGAGGAACUCCUUUCGGGCGCAGACGCUCAGAAUCAGGUGCUCUCCAGCAGGCUCUGGGAGCAAGGAACCCUCCAGGAUUCAGCAUCUCCUGCAAGCCUUCUUUGAACAUUAAUCAAGGGAUAUACUGCUUCGUGUGACCACGAACAACUCUGGAAUAACCUCAGCACUACACUGGGAUUUUUUCUUUCCUUUUUUCCUUUUUUUUUUGCCCCCCAAACUCUGCAGUCAGCCACCUUUAAGGUCAAGAUGUUAUUAAGCAUAAAAAGUGUUUUAUGGAUGUACUCUACUUUGGUUGUAACACAUGCAGUACGUCAAGUCACAGUGGAAAAAAGUCCUCCUGUAAAGGGAUUCCUUUCUGGAAAAGUCAGCCUACCUUGCCACUUCUCAACCAUGCCCACUUUACCACCCAGUUACAAUACCACAAGUGAAUUUCUUCGCAUCAAAUGGUCAAAAAUUGAAGAAGAUAAAAGUGGAAAAGAUUUGAAAGAAACUACUGUUCUUGUGGCCCAAAAUGGGAAUAUCAAGAUUGGUCAGGGCUACAAAGGGAGAGUGUCAGUGCCCACCCAUCCAGAGGACGUGGGUGAUGCUUCACUUACCAUGGUUAAACUUCGUGCAAGCGAUGCAGGUCUUUAUCGCUGUGAUGUCAUGUAUGGAAUUGAAGACACCCAAGACACUGUGUCAUUGGCAGUGGAUGGUGUUGUCUUUCAUUAUCGAGCUGCAACCAGUAGGUACACUUUAAAUUUUGAGAAGGCUCAGAAGGCUUGUCUGGACAACGGUGCUGUGAUAGCAAAUCCGGAACAGCUAAAAGCUGCAUAUGAAGAUGGAUUUGAGCAAUGUGAUGCAGGCUGGCUGUCUGACCAAACUGUGAGAUAUCCCAUCAGAGCCCCCCGAGCUGGCUGUUACGGAGAUAUGAUGGGAAAAGAAGGAGUCAGAACUUAUGGCUUUCGUGCCCCCCAUGAAACCUAUGAUGUAUAUUGUUAUGUGGAUCACUUAGAAGGGGAUGUAUUCCAUGUCACGGGUCCCAACAAGCUUACCUUUGAAGAGGCUGAAGAAGAGUGUGCGAACCAGGAUGCCCGACUUGCUACUGUGGGAGAGUUGCACGCUGCCUGGAGAAAUGGAUACGACAAAUGUGAUUAUGGCUGGCUGUCAGAUGCCAGUGUGCGCCAUCCUGUGACUGUGGCCAGGGCCCAGUGUGGAGGUGGCUUACUUGGGGUGAGAACCCUGUAUCGUUUUGAGAACCAGACAGGCUUCCCUUUACCUGAUAGCAAAUUUGAUGCCUACUGCUAUAAACCUAAACAGAACAUAUCAGAGACUACAACCAUCCAAUUGAAUAUCCCUGUGGAAACUGAACCACCCAAUUUGUCCAAGGAACCACAAAUAAUACCAAUCCAAGCUACACCUGGCAUCCCUUUAAUCACCGAAUUACCUGUCACUCAAUCAAAUAUCCCCCCUAUGGGGGAAAUAGUGAAUAUUGAACAGAAAGUCACAGUUUUUCCAUAUGGAGAGACUAAGAAGAAGUUCGAAGAGGCCACAAUUCAACCUGAGGCUACCGUAGGCAGCUCAACAGCUGGAAGUAGAGAUAGUUUGUGGUAUACAGAAUAUCCAUUAUCUGUAUCAGGACCCCUUGAGAAAUCAGAUACAUCUGAAAUUGAAGAAGGAAUUUCUUUAUCACAACCAACUUCCUCAGAGAAUGGAGUGGUCCACAAUGCCACUGAAUUGUGGGAAAAGAACACAGAAGAUACUCAAACACAAGAGGUAAUUACCCAAACUGAAGAAAUUGAAGUGGGACCCUUGGUAACAUAUCUAGAAACUUCAGGGCAUACUCCAGUGAAGGAGUCCUCUACACAUGAGUCUCUGACCCUCUCCACUAAAAUAACCAUGGGAAAUAAAAUUGAAAAAGAUUCAACAAAUGAUUUUAUUUCUGGGUCAGGUCCUACAGAUCUCUAUGAAUUCCCUACAAGAGAAGAUGAAGAACAAACACAUACUAUUAAGCCUGAUCAGAACAGCUUUCCUUUCAGCCAAAUUCCAGAAGUGGUUACAGUAUCAAAGAUCUCAGAAGAGAGUAACCUUACUUUGACGGAGUACACCGUAUCAAUCCCAACAGUCACAGGAACCUUAACUGUAACCCUGCCUGCCAAGGAAGGCUCAUCCACAGACAGCUGGGAGGAGACACAAACCAGUGGCAGGAUUACUGAAGACAUUUCUGGUCAACGUGUGUCCAUGCCUUUGCCAUUAGAAAAUCAGACAGAAGUAACAUUUUUUGCUCCUUCCCCUGAUCUUACUUCACCACAGGGAUUAGUUGAGGGAACACCUACACUUAUUUAUCCUGAUCAACAAACAGAAGAUGGAGAAAGGGAACAAGUGGCAAAACCAGAAGCAACUACAGUCCAUCAUGCAAUUGAAGAAACAGAGAAAAGCAUGACCAAAGAUCCAUUUUAUGGAGGAAUAAAGGAAGAAGAAUUCUCUGGAAUGAAGCCUUUCCCAUCUUCUCCAGAGAAAACUGAUGUCACAGAAUCCACUGAUGAAAUGACCAAGUAUUUUGAUGCUUCUAUGACAACCACAGUCAGAACAAAGAUAAGUGUUGAAAAAGAUAUUGAAGGCAAGUUUAUAAGUACACCAGUGAACUUAGAAACAGUUGGCCCUCCUAUUACAACAAAGAUGGAAGAAAAUAAAACCAAAGUUCAUUCCACAGGCAGCACUUUAAAUCUUGAGGUAGUCACUGUAUCCAAAUGGCCACUGCAUGAAGAUAACAUAACCUCUAAGCUUUUGACAUCAACAGAGCAUAUGGGUACUACCAUAUUGCCCACUGCCUUACUUACAACUGAAAAAGUAGAACAAAUUUCACGUUUUGAGGAACCUGGAAGAGAUAAAACUUCUGAGCAUUUUGAAACUGGAAAAACUUUUCCUGUUACAACAGACGUUACUCAGAGACCAAUGGUGGAGUUCACAGAAGAAUUGCGGGAAGACGAAGAGGAGUUCACAGAGAGUUCUUAUUCAAUUCCUAAAACUGGAAUUGAAACAGAGCCAACUGCCAAAUAUUCUCCCACAGAAGAAGUUCCCUCUAGCACUGGAACUGAUAGGCAUGUUGUUGAUAAGACCAAAGAAGGGAGUGCUUUUGAGGAAAGGCUAGAACUGGAUACACCAGAGCCAGUAACUACUGUCCCUCAAUUUACACAAACUAUAUAUGGGGAAGUACCAGUAUUUGUUAGUCAUAGUAGCAGCACCCUAGAGCCUCCUGCUCAUGUAGAUGCUACACAAACAGUUUUGUUAAUUCCGAAGCCAGAAUGGGAAGUCUUUACACCUUCUGUUUCAUCAGAAGGUAAAGCUACCCAAGAUGUGCACUUGGUUGAUCAGACUCCUUUUGAAGCAACUCAUUCUCUAGAGACCAUUCAAACAAUAAGCAAAACCAUACAAGUAACUCCUGUCUCUGAGAAAGAAAAACCUACUGAGUAUCCAGGGUUUUCCACUGGUUUUGUAGCCACUACUUCUUCAGAGUUACUGAUAACUCCACCAGCUGAAGAUACUGAUGAAGGUGACUUUGAUGGAUCAGCAUAUCCAACCUCUGAAGAUGAAUUGGUGACAGAUUCUAAGCAAGUUACAGUCUUUAAAACUACUGCUGGAUCAAGAGAGCAUAGUGCAUCAUAUCCACAUUAUAUUUCUGUGACUGAGCACAAAGUGAAGACUGAAGUGGAAAUAGUGACAGCAGCUACUACAUCUGAAGGGCACUUAAGUCCAAGACCAGAACAAGAACCUGAAAGAAAGGCUAGCAGUCCUUCAACUUGGGAAUCCAGAACACCUUUGAGCUCAUUCACUACUGAAGGUGUACCUCAGAGUACACAGGAAAUGACUGCUCAGGAAAAAGAGCAAACAUCUCAAGAUUAUACAGAGCUUGGCUCAGGAUUAUUGGAAAGGCCCAAAGGCACAGAAACAGUAGCACUCACUGCAGUUCCAACAGUGAAAAUAACAGUGCCAAGUGAUGCAACUACUCUCUUCAGUCCACUGGACAAAAUUCACUCCACUUCAACCUCUAAGUCCUUUGUUACAAAAGAUAAGCCACCGAUAAUUGAUGGGGAACCCGGUGAGGAAACAACCAGUGACUUGGUAAUAAUUGAUGAAUCAACCUAUCAUAGUACACCUACCCCCCUUGAAGACUUAGUAACUAAAGAAUUGGAAACAGAUAUUGAUAGAGAAUAUUUUACAACCUCAAGUGCUUCUUCCAUUGCCCAGACAACAAGACAACCUGCAACUGAGGAAGGCAAAGAUGCAUUAGUAUCUCAGGAAGUUUCUACUUCAGAGCCUCAGGCAAGGGAAACAAUCCAUCCAGAUAUAAAUGUAUUUAUUAUUACAGUCACAGGCAACAAGACAGGUCGAAUGAGUGAUUUGAGUAUAAUUGAUCACCCAAUAGAUUCAAACUCAAAAGAAGAUGAACCUUGCAGUGAAGAAAGUGAUGAGCAGCCCGACUUUCUCACACUUUUACCCGGAAUCUUUGAAAUAACACCAUAUUUUGUAGAUGAAGAAGAUGAUGACUGUGAAAAUUCUACUGAUGUAACAACGACUCCAUCUGUGCAGUAUAUAAAUGGAAAACAUCUUGUCACUGCUGUUCCCAAAGACCCAGAAACUGCAGAAGCCAGGAGGGGACAGUUUGAAAGUGUUGCACCCUCUCCAAAUUUUUCCCACAGUGAAACUAACCCUUUUGAUUUAUCUGAAAUAGAAUCUUCUACUAUAUCUCAACCAAGUGAAUCCAAAGAAAUACUCGAAUCUUUUGAAAUUACAUGGAAGCCAGAUAUAUAUCCUGAAACAUCAGAACCUUUUUCAAGUGGUGAAUCAGAUAUUUUCCCUACAGACCAAAUGAGUGGGGCAACAGGUUUAAAUGGGAAAGGGUCAUUGGAAGUGGCUAAGCCUGUGAUACAGAUUGGCUCUGAACAUCCUAACCAUUCAGAAGAAAAUAAUGAAACAACAUCUUCAUUUCCUGAAGAGUCUUCAGGAGAUUCUCUUGUUAAUCAGGAGUCUCAGGGAGUAGUCUUUUUAAGGACUACAGAAGUGGCUUUUGGAGAAGCAACUGGACAUGAUUCUAUCAUCACAUCUGCUCCAAUAACUGUUUCUGAUUCAGUAUCAGUAGACAUCUUGUCAGAAGAAAGAUCUUCUGUUCUUAUGGGAAAUCAACAGCCUGACACAAUAUCCUCACUAGAAAGUUGGGAAGACACAACUUCUAGACACACUGUUGAGUUUUUAGGGAAUCCUCCUUUGGUUCUCAUUCCAGAAGGUUCUGGAUUUGUAGAAGAAGAUAGUAAUAAAACUUCCACAGUGGUAGCUAGCUUAUUACAGCAUACACCUACAAUUGAGAUACCAUUAAAAGGUGUUCCCUUAGAUACUAGUCAGGUCAUCCCCACAGAAAGUUUUUUUGGUGUUUCUACAAGUGCUAGUAAUCCAGUUUGGGAGGAAAGUUCUGUAGAAAUAUUGACUCCCAAAUUUGAAACUGAAACUGAGGUUCCCAGGUCAACAUCAAUAUCAUUGAAAAACAGAAUCAACACAUCUGUGGAUGGAAAGAAUCUAGAUGAUGAAAGGGAGAACACAAGUAUAAUGGCUACAUCUAUAAAAGAGUCAUCCAUACAGCCCACAGUGGAGCAGCUAAUUUUCACUUUUGAAUCAAGAAAUUCUGAUGAAGUUAAACCUACAGAUUCUGAUUCCUCUGCUACUGAAAAUAGAUCCACACAAUUUGAGGGGAACACAAAUAAAUCUGACCUUAUCCCUACACAACCCCUGUUCUCAAAGAAGUUGGAGGAAGAGAAUAUAGACAAGAGCACUACCAUUCAACACAUGGUUCCAGAAAGUCCUACUCUUCCAGGAGUUAGCUCUAAUUCUUUCCUUCUUGAGGAAGGUUCUGGAGAAGUUGGUUCUACCAUGGAGCUUACAACUGAACCUUUAGCUUCAUUAAUUUUGAAGGCGACUAAAGCUAAUGAAAGGCCAACUGAAUAUGAAGCAAAGGAAAUGACUGGCACUCUACCAUCUCCUAUAACAAAUGCUAUGCCUUUUGAGCCAACAAGUUCAGUUCUGAAUUCUGUUCCAGAUGUAUCAGACGUUGGGAUUGUAAAUAAAUUGGCCAGAGGAAAUUUCAGUACAGAUAAGAUGCAAGAAACGAAUUAUGGCACAGAAAUAAAUGACACCCCUACCAACUUUCCUUUAAAAGAAGUUGUGACUUCUGCAUCUAGAAAAUUUUCAACAGCAGCUCAUCCUGUAAGUGAAGAGGAAAUAGCAGUAGUAGAGGGUUCAGGGGAAAAAACAUUGAUGGAAUCUGGAAAUAUAAUACAUUUUUCAACAACUACUUUAGCUAGGCCAGAGUCAGGAACUGAUUCUGAAAGACCUGAGAGCACAGUGGUUAGCUUGCCAGACCAUCUUCCAGAAAAAUUUACAUUUAUACCUGAGGGCUCAGGAGAAGAACCAACUAAAAUAAGCAGUUCUAUAGAUCAUAUACCUUCAAGAGCCACAGAAAAAACAUUCAGUACUGAUUUCCUAUUUGCUUACUCAGGUUCUGGAGAUGUGGAUUUCAUCACUCAUUCUGAAGAAAGACAUAUUCCUUCACCAUCAUUAGUUUCUGAAGGUUCUGAAAUGCCAGUAGGGAAAGUUGAAGAAGAGGUUAACAGUACAGUUUCUAUGUCUUAUUCUUUCACUGUGACACCUGCCAAUUUAGCAUUAAGUGUUGGGCAUGAAGUCAACACAGCCAGAUUAGGAAUUGAAAAUAAGAUACCCAUAGAAGAAAAGGUGACAGAAGAAAAACCUUUUGAAUCAGGAAAAAGCACUCUAGGAAAAGGAGUAAUUUCUGACACAGAAAUAUUUGCUGAAAGUCAACCCCAAACCACAGACUAUUCUAUUCAAACAACAAAGGAGACUUUUAUUGGAAUAAAAGAACCAAGGCCCACUGAAGACAUUUCCUUUUUUAGCACAAUUAGUACAGAUUUAGAAGAAAAGUCUUUGAGUAUCUUUGCUCCUCGUAUAGAGUCAACCAAAGAAUCACCCUCUCCCUUUGAUGGUAUCUCAGUGACUGAAUCUCAAAUAUCUAAAACCAUGGGUACAAAGCCAACAAUCAAAGAGGAAGAAAAUACAAAACAAAGUAUUUUCCUUAUUGAAAAUGAACACAUAGAAAACAAUGAUCCAGAAGGUAUGAGGCCAAGUAUUCAAGAGUUCCAUACCAAUCCAGUAUUUUCUGGAGAAGGAUCAGGAGAUGACGUCUUUCCUAGUCAGUCUACAGUUGUAUUCAGUUUCACUGGGAUAAAAGAAAACAUCAGUAUUUUAGCUCCUGAAACACAUCAACCUGAAAGUUCAGAACCAAAUUUAGAGCCUGAAGAAAAUAAAAAAGGAACACAUGGCGAAGUUAGAUACCAUGAUUCUCAAACAAACAAUGCCUCAGAAACAAGCCACACAGUAGCCAAUACAUGGUUAUUUGAAAGCUCCAGGGACAAUGGUGAUGAAGAAACUACUUUGUCAUCAGUCACUCACUCCUUAAAAAUGGAGGUUUCUGAAAAUGAAGAUAAAACUUUUAAUGGAGUAGAAGAAACUCAGACCAAUAAGCAACAAGCCAUUACUGGAAAAUUAUCUCAAGAGAAUCCUUCCCAAUCAGAAACUAUAGAAGGAGUAACUUCUACUAAUAUAUUUUUCACUAGGCCUUCAAGUGUUGAAACUGCUAAAGUAUUUGUAACUUCAGCACCCCAUAUUCCUGUUCAGUCUUACGAGAAUUCUGGGGAAGGGUCUGGGUGGUUAGAUGGGGCAGACUCAGUUCAUGCUACUCAAAUUGUUCAAACAGCAGUGGCAAUCACCACAGUAGUUCCAAAUAGCUAUGAAGGAAACUAUUCUGAGUUUCCAAGGAUGGAAGCUUUGGUUACAAGUGGGCUACCAGCAAGCACAUUACCAACUCAAACAGAGCAAAAUGAAAGUUCCCAAAACUUACUUGGCACCCAGCCUAAUCUAAGGACUUCUGAGAGUUCCACCAGUCACUCCCCAGAUGGUUUCAAGGAAUUUGAAGUCUUAACUUUGAAGCCUGAAAGAAGGAAAUUUACAGAAAGCAUUAUUUUAGAUCUUGACAAAGAAGACAGUGAUUUAAUAUUGCUGACUACCAAAAGCACAGCCCCUGAAACUCUACCUGAAAUUACACCUGAUAAAAACACGAUCAUAGAUAUAGAUCACACUAAAACAGCAUAUGAAGACAUAUUAAGAGUGCAAACAGAAACAGAUCCAGAAUUACAAUCAGUCCCAUAUGGCAGUAAUGAAGAAAGUAUGCAAGUUGAAGAGAAAGAAGAUGCAGCAUUUAAUCUUUCUUUCACUGAAGAAAAAACGGAGGGAUCUGGUGAUAAUCUUUGGUCCAGACCCACUCAGGCAAUAAGCAAUGAAUCAGCAGCUUCUGAGGAUGGAAUCAGAUUAGGCCAGGACUAUGUCUCAAAGAACAGUGAACGCUUUACAACUGGAAUCCCCAUUUCUAGCAUGGCAGCUGAAUUAGGUGUUUUACUCCCUACAGUAUCAUCCCUGGCCAUUCCUAGUAUAUCUUCCACAAUCAGUCAAGACAUCAAAGAACUAAAAUUUGAAGAAAAACAUGUUGCUACUGAAAGUACCCUGGAUGAUCUCUUUGAAUCAAGCACAUUGUCAGAUGGACAACCAGUUGCUGAUCAAAGUGAAGAAAUCUCUACUUUGGGUUAUCUGGAAGGGACACAGUCUGAGGAUGAUGGGAAGAAAUUCAUUAGCCCUUCUUUCAAGCCAGAAUUAUCUUCUGGGCAAGAAGAUGAGUUGAUCAACCACACAGAGGAUGUAACUAUUGCUACCAUCAAAUUUCUUGAUCAGAAUUUGACUGAAACUCCUGACAUCAUUGAAGGAUCCAAUCCCACAGAGUACAUGGUAAAACCGUCAGAUUCAGCAUCUGCAGAAGUGUAUUCUCAAGCUCCUUCAUCUGUAGCAACUAUCCACUUAGCUGACAAUGCAUCUGAAUACCCUGAAGUAAUCAUUCCAAGUUCUACAUCAACUACAGAUUCAGAUGCAGACCGAAUUUCACUUGAAGAGACUUUCAAAGAAGUUAAUUCAAAUGUUGAAGCAACUUUAUGGCCACUAUCUGAAGUAUCAUCUCACAGAAUUGAUUUACCAUUCUUGGCUUCUCCUGGUACAGGAUUAGCAAUAGAGGAGACAGAAACUUCUGCUGCAGAGAUUUUAGUUGCCAAGGAAGAAACUAGGAGUCCUGAAUAUUCUCAAACCUUUACUGAUGAGAAAUUUUCUGGAGAAACAACCAAAACAUCUCCAGGGGUUGACCUACCCAAAGGUGGAACAUCUCUAGAAGCUACAGGUGAUCGUAAUUUAGAAGAUGCUUUGCAGGGGCUGCUUUCUACUCCCACUUCUGCCAACCAUGGUGUUGUAGGAGGUAUGCUAUUUCAAUCUGGCUCACAAGCCACUGAAAACCCAACUACACCCUUUGCAUCCAUAGAAAUAAACACUGAAAUGCAACCGGUUUACAAUGGAAUAGUAAACAACCAAAUACCUGCAAGAACUACUAAUUCUGAGGAUCAGGCAAUUAGCAUGGAGGAAUUAAAUACCGAGCAAAUAACAUCAUCAUUUCUCAUUCCUGAAACUUCUAAUGGAACAGAUUUCCUGAUUGGUACUAAUGAAGAUUCAGUAGAAGGCACAGCUGUAUAUUUAUCAGGGCGUGAUCUCUGCAAAACUAAUCCGUGCCUUAAUGGAGGCACCUGUUAUACCAGAGAUACUACUUAUGUAUGCACCUGUGUACCAGGAUACAGUGGAGACCAGUGUGAAUUUGAUUUUGAUGAAUGCCAGUCCAACCCCUGCCGGAAUGGAGCCACUUGUGUUGAUGGUUUUAAUACAUUCACUUGUCUCUGCCUUCCAAGCUAUGUUGGUGCUCUUUGUGAACAAGAUACAGAGACAUGUGAUUAUGGCUGGCACAAAUUCCAAGGUCAGUGCUACAAAUACUUUGCCCAUCGUAGAACAUGGGAUGCUGCUGAAAGGGAAUGUCGACUUCAGGGUGCCCAUUUGACCAGUAUCCUGUCCCAUGAAGAACAACUAUUUGUGAACCGUGUGGGCCAUGAUUAUCAGUGGAUAGGCCUCAAUGAUAAGAUGUUUGAGCAUGACUUCCGCUGGACAGAUGGCAGCACACUGCAAUAUGAGAAUUGGAGGCCAAAUCAGCCAGACAGCUUUUUUUCCUCUGGAGAAGACUGUGUAGUAAUUAUUUGGCACGAGAAUGGUCAAUGGAAUGAUGUUCCAUGCAAUUACCAUCUCACUUAUACAUGCAAGAAAGGAACAGUUGCUUGUGGACAGCCCCCUGUUGUAGAAAAUGCCAAGACCUUUGGAAAGAUGAAACCUCGUUAUGAAAUCAACUCUCUGAUUAGAUAUCACUGCAAAGAUGGUUUCAUUCAACGCCAUCUUCCAACGAUCCGGUGUCUAGGAAAUGGAAGAUGGGCUUUGCCCAAAAUUACCUGCAUGAACCCAUCCACAUACCAAAGGACUUAUUCUAAGAAACAUUUUAAAAAUUCCUCAUCAGCCAAGGACAAUUCAAUAAAUUCACCGAAACACUAUCAUCGCUGGAGCAGCAGGUGGCAGGACUCAAGGCGCUGAUCCCUCAAAUGGUGAACAUGGAUUUUCAUCAUUUCAGCCAAAGUCCUAACUUACUGUGCCUUUCCUAUCACUUUUAGAAGUACUAUCAGAUUGUUCUGAAAUUUUGGAUCAGCAUCCAGUAACUGGGCCACAGGGUCCAUAAAACGUUUCAAAUGAGAGUAUUGGAAUUUAACAGGAAAGUUUUUAAAAAAAGGGAAAAAAGAGAGAAAAUGAGGUAAGAAAAGAACUAUUUCCAGCCUAUUCAAUUUCUUUAGUUUUCUAUAUGCCUCCGGUGGGGACCAUUUUAUAAAGUAUACCAGCCUACUGUACUAUUUAAACAGCUCAAUUUCAGCACCAAUGACAAUGUAAAUAAGAUGAUUUAAUGUUGUUUUUAAUCUUGUAUAUAAAAUGAAAAGUCACACUAAGUUCAGGCAUAUUUAAUGAUGAUUAUAUGGCCUCAGAGGGCUUUAAUCAUUGACUCAGCUGCUUUUAUGUAGUUUGUUUAGGCUGGAAAUGGUUUCAAUUACCCUGUAUAUGUCAACCAGCCUGAGAAUGGCUCUUACUGGACACAGCUAAGCAAUCUUGUAGGAGGCUGCAUCACUCUCCGCCAUAGGUGCAGUUUGCUUCCCUGUGUAUCUAGGGAAGGUAACGCGUGAAGAGGAAUCAAGGCUCAACUAGGGACUGCAAUAUGGAACUUUUUUUUGGCUGCAUUCUAGCUUCAUUACUCAACAAGAAAAGACUGCCGAAAGAUUUUUCUAUGGCCAAGAUCUUCUAUAGGGGUCAAAGUGCUAAUUAUUAACUCAAACAGGUUCACUUUCUAAUGGUUUUCACAACACUAACUAGUUUUUCAGUUUCUGCAUUUCAAAUGGAUAUAGACCUGAGACUUUUUUUUGAGGUUAAAAACAACAGCAACAAUGACACACAGAAAAUAAUUUUGUAUAUAUAACCAUUUUUAAUCUUUUAUAAAUUUAUGAAUGUUUAUGUAUGAAUGCUGCAGCUGUGAUGCAUACAUAAAUAAAUGAAGUAAGCCAUACGGAUUUAAUUUAUUGGAUAUUAUUUUCCCCCAUGAUCAGAAAACUGACCUAGUUUAGUGGUUACUUUUCAGUGUUAGUCCCCUGCAAUUCCCUCAUCCAGUUUGGUUCUGUGUAAUGUACGUGUUUUGUCCCCCACAAAAUAAUGUGAUGAAUACAGUGCAUCAUUUGUUUAUUAUGAAAAGAGUGAAAAAUGUGUAUAGCUUACGAAAGAUGGCAUUGUCCCAGUCUAAGCAAGAAGAGUGUACUCAGAAAUAGUGUAGGCAAUUCUUCAUGUUAGAUGGAGUGUGUAUAGGACUUCUUCCUUUAUCCUUCCCCUUUCACUCCACACCCUCUUAUCUGGGUAGUUAACUGGUGAAGGUGAUUUAGAAACAUCAUCCACUAAAUGCAACCUUAAAAAAACUGUAAUGGAAAGAAGGCAAGGCAAUGGGAUCUUCCCCUCCUUUGGGGACAAGGACUAUGAGAAGAAUACAGAACAAAUUCAAAGUAGAAGUAGGACAGUGAUUUAAACAGACUUGACCUCCCUUUAAAGUAGACUGGCCAUGGCUUACAAGAAAGUACAGUGGCUCCAAUGAUACACCAUCUUUAAGGAACUCCCACUGGCUGCUGCACUCAAUGUACUCACACCAUUGGGUGUUCUAGAAGGUAAUAGGACCAGUGUUGACCUGUAUGUUUUCUUUUCUCUUCCAUUACAAUGCACAUAAUACUUUCCUAUAUUUAUAUUAUAACUUGUAUAGUGUAUAAUGUGAAUGUCUGGUUUUUUUGUGAAUGAAAAUCUAAGAUCUUUGUAACUUUUUUAUAUCUACUUUUGUUUCACCAAAGAAACCUAAAAAUUUUGUUUUACUAUACUGUGA